This is a messenger RNA of Tigriopus californicus, 1498 nucleotides long. RefSeq lists its product as uncharacterized. The coding region runs from base 274 to 663 and encodes 129 amino acids. The record is from RefSeq and is a predicted model, not a curated record. The transcript has 2 exons. NCBI's taxonomy places the organism in Eukaryota, Metazoa, Arthropoda, Copepoda, Harpacticoida, Harpacticidae.
CCUGGAGUGGUGAGAGGGAGGGAGAAAUAAGACGAAGACGAGAAAGAAAUAGAAGAAGACGAAGCGGACAAGGUUGGAGUGCGGUUGAGUACGGUGCAAGUUUGACUCAGUUUGUCUCUGUGAUAGCUUCGAUAUGGACCAGCAUAUCGUGAUCGUUAUUAGUCACUGACCAAAGAGCGUGAUCCAAAUGUGGCGAGGCCAUGAGUCCACUGUGAUAUUGAGCCGAAUCAAGCUCUUGAGUCUUCCAGUACGAGCAUUAAUCUGAAUGUCAUCAUGCUUACCACCACAACCACCACUUCCAAUUUGAGCACCGCCGAUGACAUCGAGUUGUCGAGGAUCCCCGACAUCCAAGUCAAUUCGGCACGCUUAGCGCCUGAUCAUUCUUGCGAGACAUUGACAACAAUUGAAAGCCCAGGAACCGAAUAUGAUGACCACCAUGAGUUGGAGAAACAUUCGAAAGAGUUUCCAGGUGAUUUCCCUAUUGGUCCCCAACGAUCCGCUUCCACCGACACAGAUUUCAAACCCUCGUUCAAAAGCCGUCUCAAGUGGCCCUGUGGGAUGACAAACUUUCAUUUCAGCCUCUGUAUUGGUGUGGUGGGCUUCGCUAUAUUUUGGCUCUUGCUUCUACUGCGAAUUUAUUUACCGGAGGAGUAUUUCCAGUGAAUUUGAGGGAGGAAGCCGUAUAUUAUCUCGAAUGGUCCAUUCACUCAUAUUUACCUUCAAGGGCGGCAGUAUUUGAAAAAGCCCUCUUUGACAUCCCAAGGUUGAAAUGAGAGAAGCUGGGCGAGAAAGUCCUACUACCUACACAGCGCUGCAAUAGUCUGGAUGUUGUGGAAGGUAAUACACUUGGAGAGGUUCGGGUCCACGGCCGCUCUUCUAUUCAUUUAGCCUCCGUCACAUUUGGAUCACGAAGCGAGGGAGGAAAAAGAGACAAUUGGGCUCAUUAACGACAGACACAUUGCACUACCAUUCUACUUCAUUUGUUCGGCUAAUGGCUCAGCUUGCUCUCUUUUAUUUGGUUGAGACCAGAGCCAAGUGGAGUGGCAGCUCCAAGGGAAAAAUCUCUUGUGGAGGCUCUGAAGUUGAGGAGAGCAAGACCUGCUCAUGACACAAGAAACAAUGCGAUCCAUUCGGAUAUCAAAAGGAAUGCAAUCAAGGAAAGCAGGAAGACAAGGUCAAUCCACUGAAGCCCAAGACUGAAAAAGAAUCCCUCAUUUCCACGACAGCCUCUAAAAUCCGAGCAGCCAGUGCUUUGAGGUGGUGUGAAAUGUUAUUGUGGUAUAAAAACAGACCUCACUUGAGCGAGCUGAUCUACUAUUGUUUGAGCUCCAACUCCAGCAGAAAAACAUAUGUUUUGACUGAAGAAACUAAAUUCUAAGGAAAGCAACCCAACCAUUCUUCAUGGCAAGUCCAUCAUGUUGAAUAACAUUGCCAGACCUUCUGGAUGACCUUGGGAUUUGCAUUCAAUUGCGGAUGAAUAAAUAAGUCUCGACCGGAA